AUGCCUUCGACCACGCCUCCUAUCGGGGAAUCCACCACCUACUCCAGCGGACCCCAUGAUUCACCACCGAGCGUGCGACUUCUACACUACAACGAUGUCUACCACAUAGAAGCUGCGUCCGCGGAACCUGUCGGCGGACUUGCGCGUUUCCAAACACUCUGCAACUUCUAUCGCAGCGAUGAGAGGUUCAAGAGCCAACCGGACCUUAUCACGCUCUUCUCCGGAGAUGCUUUCAACCCUAGCUUGGAGAGCAGUGUGACCAAGGGUAGUCACAUGGUCCCGGCCCUUAACGGAAUAGGUACCGAUGUUGCAUGUGUCGGUAACCAUGACCUCGAUUUUGGUAUUCUCCAAUACCGCUAUCUGACUGGCCAAUGCAACUUCCCCUGGCUGCUAGCUAACGUCCUCGACCUGGACCUCGGCGAAAAUGAAUCACUUGGGAAUGCCCAGAAGACUGUGAUCCUCACCACUUCCAACGGCAUCAAAAUUGGCGUCAUUGGGUUAGCGGAAAGAGAAUGGUUGGACACAAUCAAUUCGCUUCCACCGAACCUGGUAUACAAGUCCGCGUCAGCCACUGCAAAGGAACUGAUUCCGGGCUUGAAGGAGCAGGGAUGUGAGUUAAUUGUGGCUCUGACGCACCAGCGUGAACCCAACGACAACAAGCUGGCUGAAUGCACGGAUGGUCUGAUUGACAUAAUCCUUGGUGGCCAUGACCAUUACUAUGGACACAGCCUAAUCAACGGCACGCAUAUCCUCCGAUCCGGCACGGACUUCAAGAAUCUCAGCUACAUUGAAGCCUGGAAAAGGGAUGAUGGAAGCGGCAAGUGGGAUCUCAACAUCACCCGCCGCGAUGUCAUAUCAGAGAUACCGGAAGACCCCCCCACUGUAAAACUCGUGGAUAGCCUGACUACGAAGCUUAAGGCCAAGCUGGAAAAACCGAUAGGGUAUACGGCCGCCCCUCUCGACGCGCGAUUCACUACUGUGCGGCUCAGAGAAUCAAACCUGGGCAACUUUGUCUGUGACUUGAUGCGAUUCCAUUACCAGGGUGAUUGUUGUAUCAUGGCAUCCGGGACCAUCAGAGGAGACCAAAUUUACCCCCCCGGCGUGUUGAGGCUGAAAGAUGUCAUGAAUUGCUUUCCGUUUGAGGAUCCAAUCGUGGUGAUCAAAGUCAAAGGUCGUGCAAUCAUAGGAGCACUGGAGAACUCCGUCUCUAAAUACCCAGCCCUUGAAGGGCGCUUCCCUCAAGUCUCGAACAUUGAAUUCGAGUUUGACCCGCAGCGGCCUGAAGGCGAACGUGUCACCUACGCCAAAAUAGGUGGUCAGCCCUUUGAUGAUGAGAAAGAAUAUGUGCUCGUCACUAGAGGCUAUAUGGCACGUGGAAAAGACGGCUAUGAUAGCCUUCUAGUUGAGGCAGAGGGCGGAACAGCGAAAGAGAUCGUAUCGGAGGAGAACGGAAUUCUUAUCUCCAUGAUGCUCCGCCAGUAUUUCAUGUCCCUCAAGGUCCUCGGACGCUGGAAGCAGUGGGGGCCGAGUCUGGGACGUCACUGGGGUGAGGUGCAGGAAGAACUAGAGGUCAAGCAUCCACACAUAGCUCCGAGAGCACCGGGAGCCAAAGUUGUUGAGGCAUUCAGAAGGGCGGCUGCCGCAGACAACAACACUUUGUCGCCUCCGUCUCAUGCCAGCGGCAGGACCACACCUCACGGCUCGCGACCUGAAGGGGCAGAGACGCCUUUGAAUGAGUCUGAAUCUGAAGACGAUGAGGCAGACCUGAAGCCUACCAACAUGGCCGUUCGUCAGCGCGAGAGGGAGCUGGUCAUCAUGAGGAAAGUCAUGAGGAAGUGGUGGCGCUUGACUGGCUUGCAAGGUCACCCGAAGCUGUGUGAUGAGCUUGGAGAGGGAGAAUUUAUGAUAAACUGGACUAAGGCUAUUGCUCCCAGACUGGAAGGAAGAAUCAAGAUGGUGACUGCAGUUGCCGAAUGA
This is a messenger RNA of Aplosporella prunicola CBS 121167, 1977 nucleotides long. RefSeq lists its product as uncharacterized. Gene Ontology annotation, biological process: nucleotide catabolic process. The transcript is spliced from 6 exons. Gene Ontology annotation, molecular function: hydrolase activity. Bases 1 to 1977 code for a protein of 658 amino acids. The record is from RefSeq and is a predicted model, not a curated record. Lineage: Eukaryota; Fungi; Ascomycota; Dothideomycetes; Botryosphaeriales; Aplosporellaceae.